AUGCGCACAAGCGAGUAAUUUGUUGAUAUCCUGUUUGCUAGUAUUCUCGUCUUUGCUGUUUUCAUUUGUUCAACAGUUUAAGGCUACUUUUUGUUUUAUUCCAAAGCACCGCUAACGUCAACGUUAUCUAUAUGAAGGGCUAAUGGAAGACACACGGGAUCUGGCUGAGCGCACCCCACGUUCAGAACGUAAGCGGAGAGAUUCGUUUGGAAUGUUCGAUGGCUACGAUAGUUGCAGCGAGGAGUCAACCAGCAGCUCCAGCUCCGAGGAGAGUGAGGAUGAAGUGGUGCCGUCCAUCCCUGCCAGUCUUCCCAUCAUCAAGAACAAUGGCCAGGUCUAUACUUACCCCGACGGAAAGGCUGGAAUGGCCACCUGCGAGAUGUGUGGAAUGAUUGGAGUUCGGGACGCUUUUUAUUCCAAAACAAAGCGUUUCUGCAGUGUUUCUUGUUCCAGGAGCUAUUCUUCAAAUUCCAAAAAAGCAAGCAUAUUGGCAAGACUCCAGGGCAAACCACCAACAAAAAAGGCUAAAGUCUUACAGAAACAACCUCUUAUGGCAAAGUUGGCAGCUUAUGCUCAGUACCAAGCAAGUCAACAGAACCAGACCAAAUCAAAAGCUGUGGUUACUGCUGAAAGCUUUGACUGGGGUCAGUAUAUAUGUGGCAAUAACACAUCUGGUGCUCCAGUCAGCUGUUUCAAGCAUGCCCCCAUGGGGACAUGCUGGGGAGGUAUAGAGGAGGGUGUGAGGAUUGAAGUGCUCAACUCUGACACCAACCACUCUACUAAGGUGUACUGGAUAGCAGAAAUCAUUAAGCUAGCAGGGUUCAAGGCUCUCCUGCGUUAUGAGGGUUUUGACAUGGACAGCAGUAAGGACUUCUGGUGUAAUCUCUGCAUCCCUGAGGUUCAUCCAGUGGGCUGGUGCGCUUCUAGUGGAAAACCUCUUGUACCUCCAAAAAGCAUACAGCACAAGUAUUCCAACUGGAAAGCUUUCCUUGUGAAGCGUCUUACUGGAGCUAAAACACUGCCACCUGACUUUAAUGCCAAGGUUCAUGAGAACACACAGUUCCCCUUUAAGAAGCUGAUGCGGGUGGAGGUCGUGGAUAAAAACUAUCUCUGUCGGACACGUGUGGCGUUGGUGGAACAAGUGAUUGGAGGUCGCCUCAGGCUAGUCUAUGAAGAGAGCCAGGAUGGAUCAGACGACUUCUGGUGCCACAUGUACAGCCCUCUCAUUCAUAAUAUUGGAUGGUCGCGCAGCAUCGGACACCGCUUUAAAAGAUCUGACGUAACAAAGAAAAUUGAAGGUCAGGUUGAUGCUCCGCCACAGCUCUUUCAAAGGGUUAGAGAUGUAGACCAAAGUGGGGAUUGGUUCAAAGAUGGCAUGAAGUUGGAAGCUAUUGAUCCCCUCAACCUCUCAGCUAUAUGUGUAGCCACUGUAAGAAAGGUGUUGGCAGAUGGGUAUCUCAUGAUUGGAAUUGAUGGUUCUGAGGCGGUCGAUGGAUCAGACUGGUUCUGCUACCAUGGCACCUCGCCCUCCAUCUUCCCUGUUGGCUUCUGUGAAAUCAACAACAUUGAUGUGACACCCCCUCGAGGGUACACAAAGCUACCAUUUAAAUGGUUUGACUACCUCAGAGAAACCGGUUCAGCAGCUGCUCCUGUUAAGCUAUUUAACAAGGAAGUUCCUAACCAUGGAUUCCGACAAGGCAUGAAGCUGGAGGCUGUUGACCUGAUGGAGCCACGACUGGUGUGUGUCGCUACAGUGACAAGAAUUGUACAUCGCCUACUACGGAUCCACUUUGAUGGCUGGGAGGAUGAGUAUGACCAGUGGGUUGACUGCGAGUCACCUGAUCUUUACCCUGUGGGCUGGUGUCAGCUGACAGGCUAUCAGCUCCAGCCCCCUGCCUCCCAGAGUAAUAGAGAAAUGUCUCAGUCACUACCCAAGCAGAAGAAAAAGUCCCAACAGUAUAAAGGCCAGAAGAAAAAAAGGAAGAUUCCAGUCGGUCGACGGCCCUUCAGUCAGGCAGGCAGGAGGAGGAGCUUCUCAGGGGAUGAAGAGCAGAGUCCACCUCCUUAUGUCAAGGGGCCAGCUCAGCCCCAACUCCGAACCCACGCCCACCAAACCCACAAUUCAGACUCCCUCCUGCGAAUGAAGGAGGAAACGAUGGAGGCGGAUGAGUUCAACUUUUCACAGGGCACCUCUGACCAGGAGAGCAAUGGCUCAGGCACCUACUACAUCAAACAGGAGCCCUAAGGUCAGAGCGGGACAAACAGGGAAAUGACAGUUCUGUUUCCAAGCUGAAAUGACACUCGGAAGCGCAAAUUUCCAGUGGAGAAAAAAGAUAUUCUCAGAAGUCGUUUCCAAGAAAAGCACCCAAGGCUUGGUCACAAACGUUUGGCCGUUUUCCUUUUAUCUUCUUUCUCACAUCGAGGGUCUGAGCAUUAAAACCAAUGGUGAAACAAUUUUUUGCCGUUUUGCGUGUAAGUGGAGCUCCUUUGUACUCCAUGCCACCUUAGACCUGUAUAAACUGUGAUGACUGUGUGGGUGAGCGGGGUCUUUGUGUUGAUUUGUUUUCAGGUAGGUUAGCCACUGAACACAUACAUUCAUUGUAACCAUUUGUCUGAUUAUACAAGCUGGCACAAAUAGGAACAAUUAUAUAUAUUUACUUUUUAUUCUGAAUUCACAGAGGACAUAUUUGAAAUAGUACUUGAAUUAUUUUUAGGUUUUUUUAUGUUGAUUUUUGGGUAGGGUUUUGUCUUAAUGUAGGUUUUACAUUUGCUUUUGGUGGCUGUGUGGUGAAAACAUUGUACAUGAAAGUGGUUAUAUUUAUAUAGGAUGUGAAUAACUAUUAAACUACGAGUGCAGGGUGUAGGUGUUAAGGAUCUUGGUGGUAAUACACUUGUUCAAGUACAACGCUGCAUAGAAUUCAUCAGAAUUGUCAUGGAAUGUUUCUUCCGGUAAACAUGUGUUUUCCAGACCAACAUUUAUUUUUUCAUUCAGCCAUUAAGCACAAGUGGUGUGUUCAUCAAACAUGUCUCCUGACUCACCUGGUAUGUUUGUACCCAUGGGAACCAAUGGCCAGUUAUUGGUCUUGCGUGACAUACUGUAGAUACCACAACCUGCCAUGUCUUUAUGCUGACAUGGACACGUCAGUAGAUUGGUGGCCAGCUGUGAAGUGUAGUAAAUGUGGACCGCGUGAGUCUGCCUUCUAUGGAGGAUUGCUUUGACUGGGCUGUAGUACGUAGCUCAAUGGUGGUCCCUUGUUUUUUUCCAGCCUGAUUGGUCUUUUCAAGAUGUCCACCUGGUCAGUUUGACAUGUGGCCAAAAGAGUUGGGAAUCUUGACUCGUUCCCGCUUCUGGAAACGUUUAAGCAGCCAAGGGUACGGUCCGCCCUUGUUAUUGACAUCACCAGUUAUGCGCUGGAGCCCUCCAAUUACGGCACGGUGUCAGUGACGAACUGUGGUCACCCAGGAAUGGGAGUCAUUUUCAGACCACACUUGAUCUGAUGGCACAUCAUCAUACAUCAUUAGAUGGGGCGUUCCUGUCUCUCAAAUACAGGAACCUGACCUGCUCUGCAUUCAAACUUACUCCAUGUCAUGCCUCACCCCUCACCCAUGACUUCCAGAGAUAUAUUACAUACACUCAUGCAGAUUCGAAGACCAGUUGACAAAAUGGCAAGAAUUUACAUUUUGCACUGCUGGAUCUUGAGGUUCUAAGUACAGCUUCAAAAUACAAAAAGAAUAAAUGGGAGUGAGACAAAACACAUUUUUUGAGUAACCAAAUUAUUGCAAACAAGCAUUAAAGUGAAAUAGGCUGAUCAACUGAUCAAAAGUUUAAGACCAUAGCUUAAAAAGCUAAGGCCAUUCUUGUUAAUCAACUGAAGAAUGGGUUUGGUUAUGCUUGAUGCCAGUGUUUCCAGGGGGCUCGUAGGAAUGUUGCUCCAGGUGGUGGAGAUGGCUUCAUGGAGGGCAUCCCUGUCUGGAACUCAUGUCCAUUUCCCAUGCCAACUUCCCUCGCCAUCCAUCCCCAAAUGUUCUAAAUUGGGUUUAGAUCAGGGGAACACGCAGGAUGGUCCAAAAGAGUGAGCUAAUUCCUCUGGAAUUAGUCCUUUGUCAGGCGGGCAGUGUUGUCCUGUUGAAAAAGCCAGUCAUUACCGCACAGACGAGGGCCUUCUGUCAUGAAGGCAACAUCUCCACACAGCCAGCUGCCGUUCGACGCCCCUGCACAACCUGAAGCUCCAUUGUUCCAUUGAAAGCCAUCAGGACCCUUAAGGUUAAAUUGUUUUCCUCAUCAGAGAAUAAAACUGUCUUCCAUCUUUCAAUGUCCCAUGUUUGGUGCUCUCCUGCAAAUUCCAAACGGAAGGAGGCGAAGGAGGCGAGGCCUUUGAUGACAUUUUUUCCUUCUUAAAAACCUUUUCUCGCAAAUGCCGUCGGACGGUUAAUGGACUGCACUUGGCAUCAGUAACAAGCCAAUGGGAUCCUCCGGCUCAGGACCGGGUCUGCCAUUUGACUUUGUUGUUCCAUAACCCUCAGGAUGUGAAAUGACUGUCAUACUGUGUCCCACCUCAGCAGCAAUGGCGCGCUGUGAGAGGCCUUGCUUAUGCAGCCCAGCAAUCCCACCGCGUUAAGAGAGGAAGCUUUUUUUGCCUUUGCCAUCAAGAGAUCAGGACAGUGUGAACACUAAGUCACAUUCAAUCUACAUUUUUGCCUAUUAAAGGCUGUGCUCUUAAACAUUUGAUCAGCUGAUGAACAGCCUAGUUCACUUUGCUUGUCUGCAAUAAAUUGCGAACCCUUUUUAAAAUUUUUUUUUUUUAUUAAAUCUCACUCCCAUUCUUUCUUUUUGCAUUUUCAAGCAGUUCGGCAACUUUAUUUUCAGAGAUCUUUUAGCUUGAUUUACAUUUUCAGUUGAUGUGGCGCUUAGAAAUACAUUAUAAUAUACUUAAAACAUAUAUAAUCCUGUCCUGUCAUUUAUCGUUCUGUUAAUAAAAUAGUCAAAAUGGGCAUAUUUCAGACAUAGUUGCAAAUGGUGAUUUAAUCAUGAUUAAUUUGGAAACUGUGAUUAACCUGACUAAAAUUGUUUAUAAUUUGACAGCCCUAAUUUUGAAAUGCAUUUGUGUGUUUUUUUUUUACUCCCGUUUUGUCCCUCCGUCAGCGUCCAUUACAACGACAUGUACACGUGUCAUGGCCAGUUAUGCAAAUUAGACCAUGGCGUCAUCUUGCAUCAGCACGCCAACCCACCACCACAAAUAGAUUGCAGUCCUGUGCUGUGUGUCCACACUUUUGUAGUCAGCAAUAUUCUCACAAUCUUCAUAUCAACCCACACAGCAGCAGGGUGCAUUGUAUUCCUGGUGUUAGAAAUGUCCAUUGUUUACCAGCAAGUAAAUGCUCUGAUCCGUUCAUUUGCUGUACCAUAAAUUAACAGUAAAAAUGAUCCCCCCCCCCCUUGAAACUGUUGAACAUUUCCCUAAGCUCAGAUACUGCCGAGUGUUUACAAUAUUCAUACAAUAGAAUAUCUGUUGGUGUAUAAGUUGCCCCAUUUGGGCAAACUUUUAAAUGUAAACAUUUUUUUAAAUGUAAAAAUUGUGGUCAAAACCAAAAAAUUAGUUGGCACUAAAAAGGAAAACAUUUUGGGAAUUUUGCCCAUCAAAUCCUUAUGUGAGACAUGAACACACUUCUCUCUUUUCUGUGCAUUCUAAAAAUAUAAAAAGGGCAUCUAAGAAUGCACGUAAUGGUGCAUUCUUAGAAUAAAAAAAAAAAAAAGUACAGUUUUCCUUUAAGUGACUCCAAGAAACAGGCUUGGUGUCACCGACCACUUGAUUAAAAGAGUUGCUCCAAAAUCCUCAUAAGCAGCGACAUCAUCAUCAUCAUCAUCAUCAUCAUCAUCAUCAUCAUCAUCAUCAUCAAAAGCACAGGCGUUCUACAAACAAUGAAAUGCUUGGAAAUGGUCAUCCACUAUCUUCUGUCUGGACCGCAUUUCAUUGUUUGUAGACGUUCUGUGCUGCAAGAAAGACAUUCUGCCAGAGGAAGUCUGGGCGUGGUUGCAAACGGAACUGGACUUUUCUCCAUUCUUGGUUAAAACUCAGACCCAAAAGAUGCAUCACUUGCUCCAAAACGUUUUGAAGGUUCUGGAUUGGUCCUCGCAGAUCUCAGUCCGAUUGAGGGAGCUCAAGGUUAGGUUCCAGUUGGAAAGAUCUUGAAGCAUCUGGCUUGGAAAAAUGGGCUACAUCAUCCUUAGCGAGGCUUGUACUAACUUGAUCAAACAAAGUAGAAAUAGUUUGAUUAUAAGAUUGUUGAAAAGAUAUUUGUAUUAGAUUUGAGGAAGUGUUGACCUCAGCUGUAUGUUGUUCAUGUUUGUGGGUAGCUGGCGCUUAUGCAUUCAAGUAGGCCAUCGUUAAUGUUGGGAAAUGAGUUCAUAAGCCCUGAUUCCACCAUACUGGAUAUCUCAUCAUUACUUCACCAAGCUUUUCAAACACUUCCCCCAUCAGGGUCCGUCAUCGUGCAUCAUCUUUUAUCUGGCUCAGUAUUUCGGACCAAAUACCCUUCUUGAUGCAGGCCUCACAUUUACAGGGCUUGGGACAGGAUAUGGCCUGCGUGUGUGUGUGUGUGUGUGUGUGUGUGGGGGGGGGGAUAUGGAAUGAGCAUUUGAUCAAGCUGGAACCCACCCAAGCAGCUUUAUCAAUAAGAACUGUCUAUCAUGGUGUGUGUCAGAGGAGCAGCCGUAGAUUUGUUGUUUGUGUGUGUAAACCUCUCUAAAAGCAAUAUAUAAAUAUCUCCAAAUUGGUGUUUCAGCGUUAAGUUUAGAUGCUCCUUUAUGAAUCACCUCAGCCGCGUAACGACAUGCAGUACUGUGCAAAAGUCUCAUUUAUUCUUUUCAGGAGCUUUUUCCCAGCGAUCGUCUUGGUAAACACAGUGGAACCUUGGUCCGAGCAUUUUUCCCUUGACGUGAAAAAUGUAGGCCAAAAUGUUGCCCGUUUGCGUGCAAUAUUCCACGUCUUUACGCAUUUUUAUCACAAAACCUUCCUCUUGGCAUGGAAACCGGAACCGGAAGUCAUUGUCUGCCGGCUCCAUCGCCCGUCUGGUGGUGAUGAGGGGUUGAUUCGGUCGUUCUAACUAACACAGUUACGUCAGCCGGGUCUGCUUUUCUUAUUGAUCACAGCUGCAAAACAAGCCAAAGUGGAGCCAAAGAAAGUCCCAAGUGAAAAGAAGGUGAGAAACUCAAUUGAAUUGAAGAAAUACUGUAACUCGCUGUCUCAUCGCCACCUUGGUCACCAGUCAAGUCCUCAAUCGAGGUAAACGUCACCAGAUGUAACAUGUUAAUUUAACCCUUUCAUCUACAUUUAAAUGGUUUUCUGUAUGUAAAACUAUUUUUAAAAAGUAUUGUGUGAACAUUUUUUUGGUGGGGUCCGUCUCUGGAAAGGCUGGCUGGGGGCGUGAUGCGGGGGGGAUCGGCAGGUUUUGGGUGCAUGACGAUGAAGGGCCGCUGUUUCGGUGCUGUGAACGUGUGGACUUAUAAUAUACAACGUGACACAAAAAAAUACGUUUGUCAUCAUUCAUAAGAAUUUAAAUGAUUAUGAAAAAAACAUUCAAAUGUAAUCAUUUUGAAAAUUUCAAAAUGGUAAUACGAUAUAUAUAUUGCAUAUCAUACAAAAAAUACAUUGAAAAAAAUAAUCGACUAAAUUACAGUGGAACCUCGGUUUUCAUCUGUCCGAUGAAAACCCCCCCAAAAAAAGGUCAAUCCAAUGAAUACGUUCCAGACAGCCACGAAGCCUAACACAAAACACGUUUUAUUUAUAAAGUAAUUAUAGUUUUACAAAGACAAGUUUGGAACUUAAAAAUGGUGGCUUUUGCACAGCACUGUACAGUAUGUCACAAAAGUAAGUAAAAUAACAGAUAUUUGAUUGUCUUUUCAUGGGACAAGCAAGUAAAGUAGUCAGUGUACAGCUUGGAUGACUGUGUUCAUUAGCCGUCCCCUCCAAGUCACUUGACAAACCGCCAUUGAUGUCUAAAUUGCUGGCAAACAAAUGUUUGAUGUACAAAUUGGGGCCAAUUUGCCAUUUGUUCAAAUCUCCUGGGUCAUGUGAGUCAGUGUUACAAGGUGUGAAUGGGGAGCCAGCGUGUUAAAUUUGAUGCCAUCACUCUCACACUCGCUCAUCACUGCAAGUUCAACAUGGCACCUUAUUGCAAAGAACUUGCUGAGGAUGUGGAAAGAGUCGUUGUUCUACAUCGUAGGCUCAAAGAAGAUUGCCAACAGCUUGGCUUGAAAGCGGGACAUGCCUCGCCAUGCUCCACGAAAGAAGUGGUCAGUGCUGAGACCACAGGCGGCCGUCGUCCAGAAGGAAACCUCUUGUAAAGAUGAUGCACAAAAAAGCAGACCAACGACGUGGAUUAGUGGAACGCUUGCUUCAGGUAGCGUCACGCGUGCGUGGUGGCAACCAGGUGAGGAGGACACAGACUGGUGUGUCUUGCAUGGCGGUGAGAGUGUCACGGUAAUGGGACCUGAUAACAACCCCCAACACACCACCAAGAAAGAAGCAGAUGGUAAAGGUGAUGGUGCUAAACCCUAUCGAGCAUCCGUGGGGCACUGAGUGCAAGGUGUCCAUGAUGUCCUCAUGGAGGCCUGAAAAGCCUGUGACGCCACACCCAACGGAGUCAAGACGGUGUUGGAAAAUCCUGAUAUUCACACUAAACAUUCACAUUGAGUGGGUCUGUCACGAUUGAUAAAUCGUCUGAUUAAAAAUAAUAAAAAAAAAUCAGGUGGAUCAUUAAAUUGAAAUCUGGUCUGCGUGUUUCAUCUGCUCGUCUCUGUGCCACUCAAGCUGCAUGACAAGAUGGUUCGCUCUGCAUUGCUUCUACAGUGGAAUGAACGGAGAGAGUGGGCCCUCAUGUCAUUCAGCCUCUUUGUGGAGGUGGGGCGACUAGUGAGGGGGGUUUAGAGGACUUAGCAGUUAGCGUAUGUUGCCUCACAAAGCUAACAUGAAGAAGGCACAGAAGCAAUGGUUUCUGAGGCGAACGCCACAGCCGCAGCGUGGGAACAUUUCCGUUUAAAACAGAAUGAACACAGUGAGUGGAUGAACGCCGACGGCCGACGGACAGUUUUCUCAACUGGGGGAAAAAAAACUACCUAUGUAGGUGCCUCGGGCAGCGGAGCCUUCGUCCUGACAGUCGACGCUUAUUGAGGUGUUUGGUCUGCAAAUAUAAACAAACCAGUGCAGCGUAGCAAUGCCGACAUUGCUAAAGCAUACAUGCAACUUGUGUGUCAGGCUAAUGUCUCACACGGCUAGCCUGUACACUACACUUGAGUACCAUCACCGUGGCAGGCCUACACUAGAGGCCCACUAGAGGCCCACUCGAGACACGUUGACCCUGCGACAUCUUUAUGUAGUGCGACAAUUCUUUACAGAUCCUCAGCGAGUUAUUAGCCAUGAGGUGCCAUGUUGAACUUCUAGUGGCCAGUGGGAGUGUCAUGACACCAUGACACCAAAUUUAACACACCUGCUCUUCCGUCUGCUCUGUGAACAGACACGCAGACGGAACCACGUGACACACCAAACCAUAGAAGAAGAAAGAACAUAUGCACAUAAGUACGACGCAGGGGAAUUACUUCUGCGAAUGACGAGUGGGGUGAGUCAGAUAUUACGUUGGCUUGUCGUCAAAGCUCACUUCUGGUCAUGUGACGGCAACGGGUCAGUGGUGUCAUUGUUUUCAUAAAGCAGCGCCACUCUGGAAGCCGUUUCUAAAAAUAGUGUGGACGCAACACUGUUUCCAUGUGGAUAGCUCCUGAGUCACAUGAUCCCGGGAGAAAAAAUGGCAAAUUGGGCCCAAUUUGUACAUCAUACUGACUUGUGUUGCCAGCUGUUUAGACAUGAAUGCUACAAGCUGUACACUGACUACUCCACAUUGUAUCAAAGUGUCGUUUCUUUAGUGUCGAAGUAUUUGCAGCAUGUGGGAUUGCGUACUGUGUGUCAGCAGGUGUUCCAUGUGAUGCAAUUUAAUACCAUGUGCUGCUUUUUACCCAACGAAAACAGCACUCACCUAUAGAAUAACAUAACAAAUCUAUUGUUGAUAUUUAACAGAAUUGGUGUGUAACUGCUACCUCCUAGUGCAGCUGAAACAACACCCCUGUGACGAUAUGCAAACAAAGGCAUUUUAGCACAUUAUAUGCAAAAAUAAUGGCUUAUUAAAAAGUUCUAAUGAUGAAGAAAAUGUAUCGUACUUCUGACAUGAUUCAAAGUAUAAAUUUGAGAUUACGUAGAGAUAUUUACCAGAAUGAUAUUUAAUAUUUGCUGUGAACAUUUUUCUAUGUUUUUUACACUUCAGUGUGGUCGGCAAAGACGGCAUUUUACAAGUGACAGCAAAGGGUUGUUUUUGUGCAUGGUCCCAUGUGACAGGCGUGGGAAGCGGCACGUUGGUGCUCGGUGUGCUUUAUUGCAGGAUUAUGCAAAAGCGACACAACCUAUUUGCAACAAAAUUGGCGGGAGUGCGGCAUGCGUGUGUCCGGGAGGUCCAAGUACGUUUUCAUGCAGUUAGAAAUGUGGAAUCUCUCUCGUUGCAAUUUCAAUCAUGAUUAGAGAUGACGUCACUCUGUAUGAACUGUACGUCAUCAGCUGCCCAUUUCGUCCUUUUUGGAGAGGAAUUGAUGGCAUUAGCUGGUCUUUGGUGGGCUCAUGAUAUCUUACGUCAGGGGUGUCCAAACUGUACAGAAAGGGGGGGGGGGCAUCACACUCAAGCCAAGCACCUAUAAAAACGAUUCACCCCUCUCCCCCCCACCCUCCCUUGCUUUUAUAAAAUGGGGGGUCAUGGUCACACAAAUAUCCAAGGGGUGUGAAUACCACGUCAAAAUAAGAGUUUUUCUAAUCUACAGUGAAAAGAAAAAUAAAACUUACCAAGGAAUUCCUGGCUAAUGUGAUUUUUAUUGUUGUGAUAGGCAAUUAGAAUUCUAAUGAUGCUAUUUACGAUUUUAUUCGAUUUAUUCUUGAAUAUUCAGAUGCAGGCACAUUUUGAAAAAUAUUUUUUAUGUUCAUGCAGGCUGUUUUUAAUGUUAUCUCAAAAUUGUUGCAAACCCAGCUCGUUAGCUCGGCCUUUCAUAGCCACUUGGUGGAUUUUGCUUUGAAACUAUUUUUAGGCUGACUGAAACGGAAAUGCUAACAAUGCUAACAGCUAGCAUGCCAGCUACAUUGUGACGACGUGAACAUCUCUUGCUACAGUGGACACUUGCUAAGGUGCUACAUGUCAACGUGAUGCUAAAAUGCUAACGCUAGCCCAUAGAUACCGUGUACCUAAAGUCAAACUCAUAAGUUUUGAAUUAUUUUCUUACCAGUUUUCAAUCCCUAAUCAUCCUUGGUAACGUUCUGAUGCAUACAGACUUUUUUUUUUUUUAAAUAAACGUGCGAACAAAAAAAAGCCUGCAGUCCAGACUUUGGACACCCCUGUCUUGUGUUCUCUUUAAACUGAGAAGUGACCUGCUAACAAAUAAAAAUAGCUACGCCGCUUGAUUACGCUUUUUAACGGUUCAACCUUGGCGGCGCUUUUGCGCUGCUGAGCACCAUUCUGGUUUAUAUUGGAGGGUUUUUGCCAAUAUUAUCAUUCACUCCCAGAAACAACUCAAUCAGAUCAGAAAAGCAUCAUUUCUUCAUGAAGUACAAAGUUGUUACUACGAGAGGUAAACAAAUGACUGUUACCUGCUGCUACCCCCCCCCCCCAAGGUAAACACUAAGUAAUGCACAAGCAAUGCUUGCUGUCCUACCUUCCGUCACUUGUGUGUGUUUCAUUAGCCUUGGAUUACAUCAAAAGAGGUUAAAGGGCUCUGUAGCAAUCAAGUGGUUUGACCUUGGGUGCCUGAUCAUCUCAAAGGAAAAAAAGUUGUAAACCGGGGGUGUCCGAAGUGUGGCUAUUUUUGGCGCACAUCUUGUUUUUUUUUAUUGGCCUUUGUCAUGUAAAAAUAAAAUCAACUGAGUGUUAAUGAGAUGACACUCAUCUCAGAUAGCUUAGCAUACGCUGCUGAUCAAAAUGUUAAGACCAGUUGGAAAACUGCAAGAAUUUACAUUUUGCACUGUUGGAUCUUCAGGAGGUUGUACGUCGAGCUUCAGUGAGAGAAAAGAAAGGGUUGGAGUAAGCAAAGUAUUGCAAAAAGCAUUAAAGAGAAAUAGGCUUUCAGAUGAUCAAAAGUUUAAGAGCACAGCCUUGAAAAGGCAAACUCUUGGCAAAAAUGCGGAUUGAACGUGAUGGUCAGGUGAUCUCUUAACGGCAAAGGCACAAAAGCUUUCUCUCUUUGAACACGGUGGGAUUGUUGAGCUGCAUCAGCGAGGCCUCUCACGGCGCUGCUGAGGUUGGACGCAGUAAGACGGUCAUGUGAGACUUCCUCAGAGAUCCUGAGGCUUAUGGAACAACAAGUCAAGUGGUAGACCCAAAAAAUGUCAGUCCUGAGCUGGAGGAUCCCAUUGGCUGUCCGUCAAGACACGGGACCAUCCUCGGCCCAAAUGAAGGCUGGUACUGGUGCCGAGUGCAGUCCAAUAACCAUCAGACACAUUCUGCCAGAGAAGGCUUUUAAGAAACGUCUUCAAAGGCCUCGUCUCCUUCAUCAAGGCCACAAAAUUGCCCAUUUGUAAUUUGCAGGAGAGAACCAAACACGGGACAUUGAAAGGUGGAAGAAAGUUGUUUUUUUUUUCUGAUGAGAAAAAAUGAUCUUGAAGGUCCUGAUGACUUCCAACGUUACUGGCAUGACAAGGAGAUCCCACCUGAGAUGUUUUCCACAUGGCACAGUGGAGGGGCCCAUCAUCAUGAUCCUUCAAUGGAACAAUGGAGCUUCAGGUUGUGCAGGGGCGUCAAACAGCAGCUGGCUAUGUGGAGAUGUUGCAGGGGGUGUCCCUCAUGACAGAAGGCCCUCGUCUGUGUGGUAAUGACUGGCUUUUUGAAUAAGACAACGCUGCACUUCGCAAUGACCGCCUGACAAAGGACUUCUGCCAGAGGAAUUAGCUCACUCUUUUGGACCAUCCUACGUGUUCCCCUGAUCUAAAUCCAACUGAGAACAUUUGGGGAUGGAUGGAUGGAUGGAUGGCAAGGGAAGUUUACAAAAAUGGACAUAAGUUCCAGACUGUGGAUGUCCUCCAUGAAGCCAUCUUCACCACCUGGAGCAACAUUCCCACUAGCCUCCUGGAAACACUGGCAUCAAGCAGGCCCAAACCAAUUUUUCAGCUGAUGAUCAAGAAUGGAGCAGCUACUCCUUUUUUAACAUUUUAUUUCUAUUUUACGGGGCUUUCUGGUACCACCCCCCCAGCCUAUUUCACUUUAAUGUUUGUUUGCAAUAAAUUGCUUACUAAAAAUGUUUCUUCUCCUUCUUUCAACCUCCUUAAGAUCCAACAGUGCAAAAUGUAAAUUGUGGUCUUAACAUUUUGACCAGAAGUGUAAAUGGACCUACAUUGGAUUAGUUUUAGCAUCUUUAAUGUAUAAAAUGUAUGACAUUUUCUGGACGUGGACCUCGGUGGGAGAAGUUUGGACACCCCUACUGUACUGCAUUAUGAAUUCUUCUUUGUUCUACUUUGCAUUGAGGACGUGAGGCUGUCCAUUUCCACCAUUGAUCAUUGUCUUUGUUUCCUGGUGUGCAUAUGGAUUGACCCAGUGAUGCAUGUCUUAAUUCUUGUAUGUACAAACUAUUAAUCUCUUCUUGGAUACUAACACGGGUCUUUUUAUGUGGUUGUUCCCUCAGUUAGGUUGAAACCUUCUAUUAUGGUGCUAUAUAUUUGAUAAAAAUGAUACAUGUAUUGGGAUCACUCUUUGAAGAUAAUGUAAGUUGAAAAUUAUUUUGGAUACAAAUGUGCAUAUAAAACCUAAAACAAGAGGUACAUUAUUCAAAGUUUGUAUGUGUCAUAUUAGUUCUCUGGUUUGAUACGUUUGUGUUUUGAUAGUUGUUCAAUAAAGUAUAAUGUGUGGAUCAUUAUAUUGUUUACAAUUUCUGCAUGGCCGUGAAAGUUUUUUCUGGUGAAUUUGGUCAUGUUUGCCUUUUCCAUGAAUAAAAAGCCGAAUGACACCAACUCUUCCCCACAGUUUGUCUGGUUCCGUCUUUUAGAAGAAGGCCUGUUGUGUCCAGCAGGGGUUUUCAAAGAGCUUGGCCAGAAUCUCCCCUCACAAAAGUCACAUCACACCUCACAUUUCACAAGCGCAGUAGCCGUCCCUCGUUUAAGGCAGGUCCACCUUGUGAUAAGUAAAUUAACAAUAUUAAUAAAUUGAAUAUUUAGGUAGUUAAAAACCUUUUAUGACUUUGUCAAUAUGGUUUUAAUGUUAGUAGAGCCCUGCACACAUGAAAUAACCGCCCUAUAGUCACCUUUUCACUUGUAUUACCUGAUAUAGGAGACAUAAGUGAUAGUAAGACAUAAUUCACAUGUUAGCACUGGGAAAGCUCCUUGUUGCAGUCAGGCGCGGAUUUAGAGGGGCCGUUUUGAGGCACCCACGAUUUAUUUUUUUUGCCACAAUAAAAGCUAGUAAAAUGAUAAACCAUCCUGGAUUCCAGUCACCCAGUCCCAGUGAAGGUACAUGUUCUAAAUUCUGGGCGCGUGGUGGACGCAUAUGCCAGGAUGCAACCGAGACGCAUGCUAUUCCUGGAGCCACUGUCAGGCUGAUCAUUGACGUUGGACAUUGAACGUGUGCUGUACGUGGCUAUUCAGGUGGAGGUGCAAAAUAAAGGUUCUGGCAUCAUGACUAUAAGGAACACUGUUGUCUACUCAAUUAAAUGAACCAGAAAAGCGAUCCCCAGUGACAUCAAAUUAUACUCAAAUCCUCGGAAUUUACAGCUGCUUCAAAUUGGAACAUAUUUCAGGAAAUUGAGCUAAAAUGGGUUUCUCCUAGUACCGCUCAUUUUAUAAACAGAAUGUUUUGGCUUAAACGAUAUAUUCCAAGGAUAAAAAUAACAACUCUUGAAAUUAAGGACAUAAAAUUGGCCUCAGAUCUCACCAGAUUGCAGGAAAUGAGGUCUAAUUUUAAAGAUUUUCUGGCCCCCCAACCCUCCGCUCCAUUUCCAGCCCCUCGGCCACACCCCCCUUUUCAAAAAAGCUAGACCCGCCAUGACAGUAUCUCAAAUGCAAAAAAAAGAUGGACGUCAGCCUAUCAUCCAUCCUCACGAGGACGUUUGUCACUUGACUGAUGUACUGGACCAGUCUGACAUGCAUCUGGCACACGUACACGUUCAUGUAACAUGAUGGACGCUGCUGCUCCACUGACAGCUUUGUUUACACCACCUUGUGCAGCUGCAGGAUCUCUGCACGGACACGAUGCUGCUGCUUUCAGCAUAACAUGCUACCCAGCUAACUAGUUAGCCUCCAGUUUGUUUAUUCCAGACUUAAGAAAGGCUUUGAAACCGAGUGGAGAAGAAGGACAAAGUAAGAAGGUACCACUUCACACGCAUCCAUGGCCGACUCCGUGCAGUGCAAGUUACGGUAACAUAAUAUAAGCUGACGUCUCAUCAAUGUAACAAGACGGACACCGAGUGACCAUGAAACUACAUUUGACUUGUCUUUCAAUAUUUUGGAUUCAUAACAGGCCGUAGUCAACCUCGAAAAUCUAUUAACUAGAGUGAAGGAGUUUGAACCCCAAAGUGAAUCCUCAAAGUAUUCACAGGGUUUCACUUUUUCCACAUAUUUUAUGCUACAGCAAAAUAGAAUACAUUCCUUCCCCCCCCGAAACACACACCAACACCCAAUAAUGAUCAAAUAAAAAAUGGAUGCAAAUGUCUUGAGAAUUUAAAAAAGUGCUGGAAAGUGAACCAUAUUCUAUUCAGGUACACUAAACCAAACAUAGGGAAGCCCGUUUCAACCACUGGAAGAAACAAAUAUAUCAUAAGUCAUAAUUAUGAGAUAAAAAGUCCAAAUUAUGAACGGCAUGUGCUGCGUGCCAUGUGACGAAAGCUGCAGUGAAGGUGGCACAUGUGCAGUUUGUACAGUAUCUCAGAAUUUCCACUUUUUAUCUCAUAAAUGACUUUUGAUCUCAUAGUUAUGACUUAUCUCAUAAUUAUGACUUAUCUCAUGACUUUCCUAUCUCAUAAUUAUGAUUUUUAUUUCAUAAUUAUGAAUUUUAUCUCACAAUUUGG
Messenger RNA from Dunckerocampus dactyliophorus (ringed pipefish), 16066 nucleotides. It is a transcript of the gene mbtd1, whose product is annotated as mbt domain containing 1. Gene Ontology annotation, cellular component: nucleus. The record is from RefSeq and is a predicted model, not a curated record. Bases 143 to 2245 code for a protein of 700 amino acids. Gene Ontology annotation, molecular function: zinc ion binding. NCBI's taxonomy places the organism in Eukaryota, Metazoa, Chordata, Actinopteri, Syngnathiformes, Syngnathidae. Gene Ontology annotation, biological process: regulation of DNA-templated transcription. The transcript has 17 exons.